Messenger RNA from Mus caroli (Ryukyu mouse), 455 nucleotides. Lineage: Eukaryota; Metazoa; Chordata; Mammalia; Rodentia; Muridae. The record is from RefSeq and is a predicted model, not a curated record.
AUAUGGAUUUCAAUGGAUGGUGGCAAUACUUUUGAAAUGCUGUGUGACUUAUUCAGAAACUAUAUAAAGAUGUCUUCUCAUAGCUUUUAUACUUCAGAUAUUGUUUUUAUUGGCAAUGAUGGAAGGAUUUUCAUGACAAAGGCAGGAUUAAAAAGAUAUGGUGAAUUGGGGAAAUUUAAGGAUAAAGUUUUCACAUUGUACUAUGAUCAAUUGGGAUACAUACACAAACUGACUCCACGUAACUUUGAUGCUGGUUCAAAACUUUUAGGGUAUGGAAGUUCUCACAGUAUUUUUGGAAAGGCACCUGAUUUGGGAUUUGAAACUGCACUAGUUCCACAGUAUAUCUCUGCCAAAGAAUUGCUAUUUUUUGCAUAUGUACCUCUGAAUACACAUAAAGCCUAUCAGUUCGAAAAGUGGUUUAAACAUAUUCACUUGGGAAAAGUGUUAGAGUUCAG